Molecule: messenger RNA, 2593 nt
Organism: Patiria miniata (bat star)
Lineage: Eukaryota; Metazoa; Echinodermata; Asteroidea; Valvatida; Asterinidae
Product: probable G-protein coupled receptor No18
Exons: 1
Coding region: 1276-2421 (381 amino acids)
Biological process (GO): adenylate cyclase-activating adrenergic receptor signaling pathway
Cellular component (GO): membrane
Molecular function (GO): G protein-coupled receptor activity
Source: RefSeq, a predicted model, not a curated record
UUCACAUGGAUCGCAUGUGUUGGGAGCCGAAUAGCAAUCCUGAUAGAUGGUAUUUGGUUAAUGCAGCACAUUUCCUCUGUCCUGCUGUACAAGUCUUUCCUGCACGAAACUGACUGCGAAGAACAAACAUCUUGAAGAGCCUGGUCCAAAUGCACCGGUCUUUAAAGGAAGUUGUUUGCAUAAAAGACGCUGAGCUCUUUGUUUUGUAUGCAGUAAGAAACUCUGACGUACACCGCGGACAAGUGAUAUCUGACGCUGUUGUCAAUCUCCAGGCAUCGUGGAAGUGAAACGCAACCCGACAAUCGAUUUGACCAGUGCUUUGAAUCCAGAUCAACUUCUUUGGGGAAAGAGAAGCAGAUUGAAAUGUGUUGCAGAUUGGUGUACGACGUUAAGAUGUAGGGAUCAAUCGACAUAAUUGAAACUAAAAAGUACUUCAAAAACUCAAAUUCUAAGGAUUCAUAAAGGCCUUUUCCCGAUUUUUUUUACAUUCGGAAAGAGAUAAGCACUGCCAAUCUCAGUUCUACUGAACCAAUUUAUUUCUCACAUUUUGAUUCCGUCUGUUGUCAUACUUCCUUUUUUUCGACGGCUAAUUUGGCAUUCAACGGAUCAUUCACGUUGACGGCAUCAUAUGCCGAAUCUCGCUUUGUGAGUGCGCCGUUUUUACAUCUGACAAUCUCUAACUACGAGCAAUCAAGGCAAAACCACUCAACACCGGAAAAGACAGACGGUCGCAUUUUAUUGAAUCACGGAAACGUGUCAAGAAAAAUAAAUAAAAGAACGAGCAAGCCGUCAAAGCGUGUCCGUGUUUAAUGAGCGGUGAAUGGUUGCGUAUUAUGGACACGGCCUGAGAAACCUACGGUGAUGAUUGCAACUCUUGAACUGGAAUCUCUGUUAUUUUGUUGACUACACAAGUCCGUCCUACUUGCUGCAUGACAAGAUUUUCAGUUAUCAACGCUUGGAAAGGCAUCAGUUCUGGAUGCUAAGCACAAAGUUAGCGGAUUGACCAAGACUGAAUUAAAGGAAACAUUGUAGCUGUGAAAACUCUUGCGUGACAAGAAUAAAUACGAACUGCGGACCACAGCGUGAUUGAGCUGCAGGAGAAGGAGUGGUGCGAAAAAGAACCGCCUGAAUUGGUACCUACAAUCUCCGAGGCGUUGUAGUAAACACGUUUCCUGUACUUGAGAAACUUUCCGUAGCCACAGACUUACUAGGGACGAACACAUCGUCAGAAGUCCAAUAAUAUUGAUAGAGACGAAAGGCAACUGGACGUGAAUCAUGUCUUCGUCAAACGACAGCGACGGCAUCGUUCCCCUCCCGACUAUACAAGGCGCACCGCUGGAGGCUAGUCUCUUAUCAAUCGCUUCGGUGUUGACGGUAUUCGGCAACCUGGGCACCUUAGCCGCAUUUUGGGUAGACCGCAGUCUCCGACAGAAGCCUAGCAAUCUGUUUCUGGUCAGCCUGUCAGCGGCUGACUUCCUGAUGGGGUUGUUUGUACUUCCCCUCCGUGCUAUGGAGACGGCUCUGGGGUACUGGCUGCUUGGAGAAGUUCCCUGUAUGUUUCUGACAUUCUUUGCCAACAUCGCGUUGACAGUGGCCAUCUAUAUGAUUACUGCUAUCAGCGUGGACAGGUUCCUGUUGGUUUCUAAAGACUAUUCUCGAUACCUUGCUAUCGUGUCUCUGAAAUCGGUGAGGAUAACCAUUCUUUCUCUUUGGGGUUUAGUCAUCUUGAGCACAAUCGUAGAGAUGAUUCUGUGGGGUACGGACGCGCUCCCGCCACCGUUCCCAGUCAACUUCUACUUCGCGUGCCUUCCACCGGUCAAACUCAAUCAGCCAUUCCUGAUGGGGAUCUUCGUCUUCGGGUUCUUCAUCCCACUGACCAUCAUGACCGUAUGCAGCCUGGGGUUCAUGCUCCACCUGCGUAAGCGACUGAAAGGCAAGAUCCAUGCGGCGGGGGAGUUCAGCACGGCCGUGUCUGACACCUCCGGGACCGCCCGACGUACGGCCUGGACCACCGUGGCAUCAUCGGCUCCAACACGCGGGACGGUGGUCGCUACCCACGGCCUGGCACCGCCCGAACAGCCUGUCAACGACGGUGCCAGCACCGCAUCCGGAGUCGAAGGCAACGGGACGGAGACCCGGGAGACUCGCCGCAGGACCGUGCUCAGAAACCGCUACCUCAAGCCGGCGAUAACCAUGGCAGCUCUCCUAGCCGUGUUCGUGGCUUGCACGCUCCCAUAUCUCCUCAUCGCAGGCAUCAUCUCUCCUAUUUGCCCAACUUGUUACACCUAUCAGACUCGCGUCCACAUUGCUAACCUAAUGUUUGCUAAUUCCUGCAUCAACCCUAUUUUGUAUGCAGCCACACAGAGCAAAAUAAGAGAUUUUUAUCGCACCCAUGUAUUUCGGAUUUGCAGGAGACGUUAGUAAGGUCGAGCUCGUGAUUUGUAAAUUGCUGUAAAUUGCGCAAGUAUGUUUCUAUAUUAUUCUGCUCAUAUUGAUACACUUGUCAAACGUUGACGUCGCAAAAACGCACAAAAAUUGCAUUUAAAUUCAGCACAUAUCCGUGAGUUAUUUAAUCCAGCGAACAUUAAAAAAA